Messenger RNA from Rosa rugosa (rugosa rose), 1095 nucleotides. RefSeq lists its product as uncharacterized. Gene Ontology annotation, cellular component: lytic vacuole; endosome. NCBI's taxonomy places the organism in Eukaryota, Viridiplantae, Streptophyta, Magnoliopsida, Rosales, Rosaceae. The coding region runs from base 81 to 908 and encodes 275 amino acids. The transcript is spliced from 8 exons. Gene Ontology annotation, molecular function: SNARE binding. The record is from RefSeq and is a predicted model, not a curated record. Gene Ontology annotation, biological process: SNARE complex assembly.
AAUAAGCGCCUAGACUUGACUGAAAGGCCUACGUCGAAAAUAGAAGCUAGAGAGAGCAGAGACUAGAGACCAGAGCAAAAAUGGGGGAUUUGUACGCUUUGGAUUUCGACGGAGUUCUGUGCGAUAGCUGCGGAGAGAGCUAUGCCUCUGCUGCCAAGGCUGCUAAAGUGAUAUGGCCAACGCUAUUCAACGAUGUGGAUUCAAGUUUAGAGGAUUGGGUUGUAGAUCAAAUCCGCAUCGUGCGACCUGUGCUGCAAAACUGGUAUGACAAUCUUCUACUUGUGAGGUUACUUUUGGAAAUGAGGCUUCCUUCUAUAAGGAAGUCGUCAGUUGCAGAAGGGCUCACGGUGGAAGGGAUAGUGGAGAAUUGGUCAGGGUUGAGCAAUCUGAUUUUGAAGGAAUGGGGUGAGGAUAAGGAUGCUCUUGUAAAAUUAUAUUUCCAGGUCAGGGAUGAGUGGAAGGUUCAGGACUUGAAAACUUGGAUUGGUACAAAUAGGAGUGGCUUUGGUUGCAGAUUGUAUCCAGGUGUUGCUGAUGCUCUUAAAUCGGCAACCUCAACCAUUUACAUUGUCACUGGGAAACAGAGCCCAUUUGCUGAGGUAAUACUACAAGAAUUUGCAAAAGAUACAAUACCGCCUGAAAGAAUAUUAGGUGUUGCUAGGUGCAGCCACAAGAUAGAAAUACUGAAGCAGCUUCAAGAGAAAGCAGAACAUCAAGGGCUGAAGCUGCACUUUGUGGAGGAUAGACUCGCAACUCUGAAGGAAGCUAUCACAGAACCUGAAUUGGAUGGAUGGAAUUUGUAUCUAAGUGGUUGGGGGUACAAUACACAGAAAGAGAAAGACGAAGCUGCUACAAUUCCUAGGAUUCAGAUUCUUCAACUUUCUGACUUCAAUACCAAGCUGAAGUAGCUCCUGUUCGUACGUUCAAAUCACUCAAGUUUACUCUUCAUUUGAGGGAUGUUGUGAUUCAUGAUUAUUGCAAAUUACAGUAUAUUUGUAUCUUUUUGAAUGUUAAAUUCAGAAUUAUAUGUAUUAUAUCUAUUUAAAACUGUUGAAAAAAUAAAUUUCAGUUCAUAUGAUAAAAGAGCUUGACUAA